CGAAGCGCGAGCGAUGGUGACGGAGAGGGCGGACACCUGUGCGACACAAUCAGCCGCAAGACUCUCUUCUAUCUGAUCGCCACUCUUAACGCUUCCCAUCCGGACUACGACUUCAGUAACUCCAGGAGCGAUGAGUUCAGCAAAGAGCCCAGUAUUAAGUGGGUUAUGGAUGCGGUCGACUCCAACUUCUUUAGCACAGCUGCCCGUCAGGCCUACAACUCAGUGAAGGCUCAGCUUUGGUCAGCAAUUGAUAGUGAGAUCACACUAUCCGAUUAUAAUCCUGACCUCAAUUCUGAUCCGUAUGGAGAGGACGGGUGUCUUUGGUCUUAUAAUUACUUUUUCUACUCGAAGAAACUCAAACGCAUUGUCUUUUUGACGUAUCGCGCAAUCAGCAAAAUGGAUGAUUACGAGGGCCUGUCGACCGACUACACGCCCGUUGACUUAGACAUGGAUGACGUU
This is a messenger RNA of Oppiella nova, 459 nucleotides long. The record is from the annotation of a GenBank genome assembly. Lineage: Eukaryota; Metazoa; Arthropoda; Arachnida; Sarcoptiformes; Oppiidae.